GUUCUGUAUUUUCUAUUUUAUUUGCCUUUUUGAGUUCAUUUUUCCGAUAAUUUGAACAUUUUAUAACCUUAAUGUAUAUAUAUAAGGACACAGAGCUCACUCUCACUUCCACUCAACUGGUUUCAGUUUCUUUGGCUGAUUUUACAUUUUUGUAGUUUUAAGCCGUCGUUUGUAUUUGGGUGGAAGAUUGAAUCUUUCUCGUAAAUCAUAUACAAAUAUUACUUGUCAAAAAGAAUUGAACUUUUUCAAGGGUUUAUACUAAUUUGACUGUCAAAUUGGUGUUUUUGUUAAUCUUUAUUAAUACUAGAUUAUUUAGGAGUCAGCGUUGUGUGAUUGUAAGAUGUCACGAUUGAUUCUACCAAGCAAAGCUUCGAGCUUGUCGAGGACAUGCCUCUUGGGUUUUGUCUCCUCCACACCUGUACGAUGGAGCUUUUGCGUAACUGGGAAUUCGGCAAAGAAAGUUUGUAGAUACAGGCCAUUCUUGUGCUCUGAGAACACCAAUCGGAGGAAUGGUCAGACACCGUAUUACUCACUGCCUAGGGCUAGAACUAUUGGAAAGAGGUUUAUCUGCUCUGUAGCAACAGAACCACUACCAAAGCAAGUUGAAGAAACUAAUAUGGAGGCACCAAAAGAGAUAUUUCUGAAGGAUUACAAACAACCUGAUUAUUUCUUUGAAAAGGUGGAUUUGAAAUUUCAGUUGGGCGAGGAAACAACGUUUGUUUCUUCCAAAAUUGUUGUCUCUCGCAGGGUUGAAGGUUGUUCGUCACCUCUAGUCUUGGAUGGGGUAGAUCUGAAACUGGUUUCUUUGAAGGUGAACGGAGAGGAGCUGAAGGAAGUUGAUUUUCUUGUUGAUUCACGCCAUCUGACACUUUCCUCUCCUCCAAGUGGUAAAUUUACUGUUGAGAUUGUCACUGAAAUCUGCCCACAGAAGAACACGUCUCUACGGGGUCUCUUCAAGUCAUCAGGAAACUUCUGUACCCAGUGUGAGGCGGAAGGUUUCCGCAAAGUUACAUACUAUCAGGAUCGUCCUUAUAUCAUGGCGAAGUACACUUGUCGAAUUGAGGGUGACAAGUCAUUGUGCCCUGUCUUAUUGUCUAACGGGAACCUGACAGAGCAAGGAGAACUGGAGGGAGGCAAGCAUUAUGCUGUAUGGGAGGAUCCUUUUGUGAAACCAUGCUAUCUCUUUGCAUUUGUAGCAGGACAGCUGGAGAGCAGAGAUGAUACUUUCAUAACUCGUUCUGGCCGAAAAGUCUUACUCAGAAUCUGGACCCCUGCAGAAGAUCUACCAAAGACAGCUCAUGCCAUGUAUUCAUUGAAAGCAGCUAUGAAAUGGGAUGAAGAUGUUUUUGGGCUCGAAUAUGACAUGGACCUCUUUAAUGUUGUGGCUUUUCCAGAUUUUAAUAUGGGUGCCAUGGAAAAUAAGAGUUUGAAUAUCUUCAAUUCCAAACUUGUCUUGGCAUCUCCCGAAACUGCCACAGAUGGAGAUUAUGCUGCGAUAUUGGGUGUGAUUGGGCAUGAGAGUGACAUGCCGGGAUUGGUUCCAGCUUAGGUUAAAGGAAGGCCUCACUGUGUUCCGGGAUCAGGAGUUUUCAUCUGAUAUGGGAAGCCGUCCAGUAAAACAGAUAGCUGAUGUUUCAAAGCUUCGGUCGUAUCAGUUCCCGCAGGAUGCUGGGCCCAUGGCUCAUCCUGUGCGUCCUCACUCUUAUAUUAAGAUGGAUAACUUCUAUACAGUCAUGGUAUGCCUGAAGCACUUUUUAUCAACGCUCCCCUCGUUUCCCCCUAAAUUUUCCCUGCAAUCAUAUUCAUAUAAACUACUGACUCUUUUUGUUUACCUGAUUUUUUGAAUGACAUGUAUAUGAGAAGGGAGCGGAAGUGGUGAGGAUGUACAAAACCUUGUUGGGAGCUUCAGGAUUUAGAAAGGGUAUGGAUCUAUAUUUCAAGAGGCAUGAUGGACAAGCCGUGACCUGUGAAGAUUUCUUUGCUGCUAUGAGAGAUGCAAAUG
Salvia miltiorrhiza (redroot sage) is the source of this 2002-nucleotide messenger RNA. RefSeq names its product puromycin-sensitive aminopeptidase-like. Gene Ontology annotation, cellular component: chloroplast. The coding region runs from base 341 to 1549 and encodes 402 amino acids. Lineage: Eukaryota; Viridiplantae; Streptophyta; Magnoliopsida; Lamiales; Lamiaceae. Gene Ontology annotation, molecular function: metallopeptidase activity; zinc ion binding. The transcript is spliced from 20 exons. The record is from RefSeq and is a predicted model, not a curated record.